Molecule: messenger RNA, 612 nt
Organism: Cydia pomonella (codling moth)
Lineage: Eukaryota; Metazoa; Arthropoda; Insecta; Lepidoptera; Tortricidae
Exons: 2
Coding region: 1-612 (203 amino acids)
Source: RefSeq, a predicted model, not a curated record
AUGAAAUAUCUUGGACUCGUCCUCGAUUCCCGCUGGAACUUCCGCGAGCACUUUGUCCGCCUGACCCCCCGACUAAUGGCAGCAUCGGCUGCACUGAAGAGGCUGAUGCCCAACAUCGGGGGGCCGGAGCUUGCGAGCCGCCGUCUUUAUAUGGGGGUGGAACGCCUCCUUGGGAUCUGGAGCGGAGGCCCAAGCGUCUCUGUACGAGUGGCGCAGGGACCUCCGGCUCCAGGAGUACCAUCCUGCGCCCAGGGAAUUGGAGUGCAGAAGCUCCUCGUCCGGCAGUCCAUCGUCCUCCAAUGGGAGGAAGAAUUAGCUGGACGCGAAGAAGGACACAGGACUGUCGAGGCGGUCCGGCCGGUCCUACAAGAUUGGCUGGAGAGAGAGCGGGGCUCGUUAACCUUCCGAUUGGUGCAGGUGCUCACGGGUCAUGGCUGUUUUGGGAGCUACCUGCACCGGUUCGCAAAACGGGAGGUGACGGCCGAGUGUCACCAAUGCAGCUGCGCCGAGGACACGGCGCAGCAUACUGGAGGAAUGCCCAGCCUGGGCGGGGCAGCGCCGCGACCUCGUGGCUGUGGUGGGGGACGACCUCUCCUUGCCAGCCGUAGUUAA